Molecule: messenger RNA, 663 nt
Organism: Monoraphidium neglectum
Lineage: Eukaryota; Viridiplantae; Chlorophyta; Chlorophyceae; Sphaeropleales; Selenastraceae
Exons: 4
Coding region: 1-663 (220 amino acids)
Molecular function (GO): phosphatidylcholine lysophospholipase A1 activity
Source: RefSeq, a predicted model, not a curated record
AUGGGAAGCCGCACCAUGAUGCAGCGACGUGUCGCCCACGCGGCCGCCGUCACCGCCCUCCUCGCAGCCCUGCUCCUGGCCCCACGCGCCGACGCAGCGCGCCUGGUCCCCGCAAAGAGCGCCGCCCGUGCGACGCCCCGUAGCCGCACACCCUUCAAGACGGCGGCCGCCCUCGAGAGCGGCGCCCCUGCAGCAGGCCCCGACGCCACUGCGCCCCUUGAAGCCGGCAACGCGACCGUGGUUGCCGCCCCCGAGCCGCUGGCGGCGCUGAGGGUGCUUGCCCUCGGCGACUCCAUCACCCAGGGGUCUGUUCCCAGUGAGAAUGCGAACCACCCCUACACCCUGCAGCUGCAAAAGAGGUUGCAGGCCAAGCUCAGGCGGCCGGCGGACGUCACCAAUGCAGCCGUUGGUGGUGCUGGGAUCUUUGCUGUUGGCUUCAACAACCCGGUGACACUGGUGCCCUAUGCCAAGGAGAUGCUCGCAAAGAACGCCAAAUUCGACUGGGUGAUUUGCCUGAUUGGCAUCAACGACCUGCUGCGCAUGGGCCGGCCUGCAGAUGAGGUGAUGCGCGGUCUGAACGACAUCUACACGCCCGCCCUGGCCAGCGGCUCCAACGUCCUGGCCAUCGCUCCCCUGGCCGCCCCUGGCUUUGUGUCCAAGUAA